AUGGUCAACUCAGUGCACCGAGUGUCACUGGGGGAUACGUGGAGCAGGCAAAUGAACCCGGACGUAGAGAGUGAGAGGUACCAUCAGUCCUUCAAUGUGGAACGACUCACCAACAUCCUUGAUAGAGGUGCCCACAACACUGCGCUCCGGAGGAAAAUCGAGAACAUCAUCCAGAGUAACCCAGACUUCAACCUUCAGGACAUUUAUUUCAUGUCCCAGAAUGAACGAUAUGAGAGUGCCAUACGGAGGAAAGUCCACAUCCAGAAGCUAGCACAGCAGUUGGGCUGGCAGUUUGAUGGUCCUGAAGUAGUCUACAUUUACAGAGCUCUUGGUGGAGACGUGGGCUUAAAUUUACACAUGGUGUUCCUGAAAGCUCUCAGGAGCCUGGGCACUGAGGAGCAGAUUGCCAAAUGGGAGCCGCUCUGCAGAGAUUUCCAGAUCAUCACAACAUACGCUCAGACAGAACUGGGACAUGGGACAUACCUUCAGGGAUUGGAGACUGAAGCCUCUUUUGACACAGCCACCCAGGAGUUUGUGAUCCACAGCCCCACGCUGACUGCCACCAAGUGGUGGCCUGGAGACCUGGGACGGACAGCCACCCAUGCGCUGGUCCUGGCCCAGCUGAUCUGCUCGGGAGCCCGGCAGGGCAUGCAUGCCUUUAUUGUGCCCAUCCGGAGCCUCCAGGACCACACCCCACUGCCAGGCAUCACUGUUGGAGACAUUGGACCCAAGAUGGACUUUGAACAUUCAGACAAUGGCUUCCUGAGACUAGACCAUGUGCGGAUACCCAAGGAGAACAUGCUGAAUCGGUUUGCACAGAUUUUACCAGAUGGCACCUACGUCAAGCGCGGAACAGUACAGAGCAAUUACCUUUCCAUGGUGGUGGUACGAGUGGGACUGCUGUUGGACGAGGUCAUACCCCUGCUGCAGAAGGCUUGUGUCAUCGCCAUGCGCUACUCGGUCAUACGCCGCCAGUCCCGGCUUCAGCCCAGUGACCCAGAGGCAAAAAUCCUGGAUUACCAGACUCAGCAGCAAAAACUCUUUCCUCAGCUGGCCAUGGCCUAUGCUUUUCAUUUCCGGGCAGUCAGUCUGUUGGAGUUCUUCGAGAACGCGUACAAUACCAUUCUGAAGGGAGACUUCAGCCUCCUGCCUGAGCUCCAUGCACUGAGUGCAGGUCUGAAGGCCAUGGUAUCGGAGUCCUGUACCCAGGGGGCUGAGGUGUGCCGCAGGGCCUGUGGAGGACAUGGCUUCUCGAAGCUGAGCGGCCUGCCGUCCGUGCUCACCAGGGUGACGGCAUCUUGUACCUAUGAAGGCGAGAACACUGUACUCUACCUGCAGACGGCCAGGUUCCUGGUGAGUAACUGUCUGCAGGCCCAGAUGUCCCCCAGCUCCACAGCACAGAGGUCACUACCUCAAUCUGUCAUGUACCUCUAUGCACCUGUCCUGGCAAGGUGUCCAGCCCAAAAAGCAGCUGACUUUCUGCACCCAGAGCUCUACACUGAUGCCUGGGCCCACGCAGCAGCCAGGCUCACAAAGGACUCAGUGCAUCAUUUACAGACCCUGACACAAUCCGGCGUUGACAAGCACGAGGCAUGGAACCAGACCUCUGUCCUACUUGUCCAGGCUGCCAAGGCACACUGCUACUAUGUCACUGUGAAGAGUUUUACACAGGUUCUGGAGGAACUGAAAAAUGAGCCAGCGAUUCAACAGGUGCUAAAGCGUCUCUGUGACCUCUAUGCCUUACAUGGCAUCUUGACCAACAUGGGUGACUUUCUCCACGACAGCUUCCUGUCUGGAGCCCAAGCAGACAUGGUGAGAACAGCCUACCUGGACCUCCUCAGCCUGAUCCGGAAGGACGCAAUCUUGCUAACUGAUGCUUUUGACUUCACUGAUAUGUGUUUAAACUCAGCACUUGGCUGUUAUGAUGGAAACGUCUAUCAACGUCUGUUCGACUGGGCUCAGAGAUCGCCAACCAAUACUCAGAGGAAUCCUGCCUAUGAGAAAUACUUACGACCACUAUUACAAAGCUGGAAAGCCAAGUUAUGA
This is a messenger RNA of Chrysochloris asiatica (Cape golden mole), 2046 nucleotides long. It is a transcript of the gene ACOX2, whose product is annotated as acyl-CoA oxidase 2, branched chain. NCBI's taxonomy places the organism in Eukaryota, Metazoa, Chordata, Mammalia, Afrosoricida, Chrysochloridae. Bases 1 to 2046 code for a protein of 681 amino acids. Gene Ontology annotation, molecular function: fatty acid binding; FAD binding. The record is from RefSeq and is a predicted model, not a curated record. Gene Ontology annotation, cellular component: peroxisome. Gene Ontology annotation, biological process: very long-chain fatty acid metabolic process; fatty acid beta-oxidation using acyl-CoA oxidase; lipid homeostasis. The transcript is spliced from 14 exons.